UAGUGUAAUGGACAUACUUUAAACAGCAAUAUACAUUAAUUAGCCGAAGAGACGCUUUAUUUUACUGAGAGAAUUUGUUUAAAAAGAAAACGAGAAAUAUAUGUUAGUAAAAUACAAUCUAAUGAGUCUUUCAGGUAAUCCAUAUUCAUCCGCUGUGAGUUCCUGUCUCACGCGCAGUGGAGGGAGCAGAACCCGGAUGGAACUGUCAUGGCUGCCGUCAGCGACCUGCCAGUCUAAAGAGAAAAGAGAGGAACGUUUAUUCUAAAGCAUGGAGGUUGACCUGACUUCAUCAGAUGAUCCCCCUGAAAGCCAUGACCAUAGCCAGGAUGAUGACACCUCACUGGAGCACACUUUGCCUCUUGAGUUGGCACAUCAGCUUCCAGAGACAGCCUCUUGCAAUGAGCAUUGUGACCAACAUGAAGCACCCCCUGAGGAGUCGGGCACUGAUAAUCUCAACACAGACGGCAAACCUUCUGGAAAGUCUGCAUGUAAGAUGCAGCAGGGUGCAAUCUUUUCUGGAAAAAUACUGAGCUUUUGUUGCUCCGAAUGCAAAGACGACACCACUUACAGCCCUAAUGACUUGCUGAAACAUUUUCAAGGAGUUCACAAGGGGACCCUUCCAACUUAUCCUUGUGAUUUGUGCUCAUUUGUCACCAAUGAAUUCUCUGCUCUCCAGCGACAUCGCAUUGGACAUCGAAACACUUUGGUCACAUGCGAGAUCUGCAGUGAUGGGGUGCAGUAUUCACUUCUUUUGCUCACCAGGCACUUUACAGCAUGCCACAGUCAUAAUGGACAUUUUCGCUGUAAAAAGUGUGAGUUUUCAACCAGAGAUGCAGGAACAUUCGUUCAACACAUUCAUCAUCACAAUGAACGCAUUCACAAAUGUGUAAAAUGUCCACAUGUUAGCCCCACACAAGGGGAGCUUCAGAGACAUAGCCUGGUGCAUUCAGGGACUUUUCCUUUCUCUUGUCAGAUUUGUGGCUAUAGUGCAGCUCGCAGAGAGUACCUGAACAAACAUCUUACUGUGGCACAUGGUGACGAGAUGGAUAGAACAAACAAACGGAAAGCAAUUGAGGACAAUUCUGGAGUUAAUUCUACUGGACUAAAACUGCUGCUGAAAAAGUCUUCUUCAGUUGGAGGAUCCAGAGAACCACAGUGGAUGUCAAAGCUUAACUCUCUCCCUGCCAUAGGACUACUUGAUCACAACGGCAGGUUGUUUAAUCCUGAAAAAACCUUGGAGGACACCCAGCACUUCCUUGAAAGAGCUGUUGGGGUUAAAAAAGAGAAUAAUAAAUGGACAAAGUCUCCCCUAAAGACUGAACCGCAGUGUUUGCACCCCAUUCCACCAACAACACUGCAACCAAAGUUACAAGAGCAUGAGAUUAGUCCUGGAAGUGGACUUCUGAAUCCUGGCAACAGUAAUGGACUGACCGUUCUUAUGGUAAAAAAUAAAAUUUCAAUUCCGCCUAACUGCACCACUAAAGUAAUGGGCUUUAAGAUGGUAGAUGGUAAAAAACAUUUAGUUCUUAAAGUCAUACCAACAAAACAAGAGGACUCUACUGACAAUGAGGUGUCUGAUUCACACAUUGGUGAGGAUGAAGAUAAAACCAGUAGCCCCUGCUCCUCAUCCUCACCAAGCGUAGGAUCUCUCUUAAGUUUAGAGUCUGGAGAAACAAAUGAGACUGGUGUUAAAAACAAUGUUACAUCUUUAAUUAAAGAAGAGUCACAGGAAGUUGAAAAUCACAUUGGCUACCAGCCCCCCUUGAUAGAUGAGCAUGAAGUAAGCUUCGAGAGGGCAAGUAAAGCAGGGCAGGUUUAUAAUGAGGCAGAAAAUACCGAAAAAACGCAAGUAUCUCCUUCAGCAUCACAUAAUGUUGACGGACUAUCUACAACAUCAAAAGAUUCUUCCUCAUCACUGCAUCAUAGCAGUAAAUCCAAUGGGAGGUCCCCACCUCAUGAGAUAUCUUUGCUCUGUGAAAGAAGCUCCAAUGAGGACAUCGAGCCAGCAAAUCCAUCCGCCACACUUCCUGUUUCAGCUUCAGAGCUUUCCUCAGCUGUUUCCAAGACAACACUUUCUGAUUCACCCAUGGCUGAAAUAGAACCAUCUAAAGACAAGAAGAUAGUGUUGUCUUCAGUUAUGGAUGAACCCCCAGUAUCACAGUUGGCUGCUGAUGAAAUAACAUGUUCUGAUGCAAUAUCCCAUGCAAAAUUUAACCCUGAAAUGACCGCAGAUGACAAGGCUCCAAGCUCCAAUAUCCUGCAAUCUAAACUUUCAUCUAAAACAAUUGCAGAGGAAUCUCUAAUUCAGAAACCUCAAUUAGAAAACAAUAAAUGCUUCAGUAAUAUUUUCUCUGAAGAUUGUGAACCAUGCAAGAAUAAAACUGAACAUAGCUCCCCUACUAAAAGUCCUGUGGAAAAGAAUGCGGUCCCUGAUUUAGUGGCUGGAGAAGAGCAGGAUUCCGAUAAGGUUAAGACAUUAUCUGAGACGACUGCCAUUAAGGCCUUGUCCUCUAAAACAGUGGUUGAAGAGUGCUCUCCGUUUAUCACAGAUGUUAGCUAUGCUCCUAACGCAAAUGAGUUUUUAGCAUCAGAUAGCAUAGUUGUAAAUUGCAAGUCCCCUGAAGUAACUACAAAUGAAAACCCAAAGUCAAACUCUUGUCCACAAAAUAAAAUUAGUACAGGUAAAUCGACUAAUGCCAAAGAUUGUAAUGCAGAGGCUGAAAAUAACUCCCUUAAUUCCCCAAGUCAAGAAGUCUUUAAUUUUCACAAUUAUUCUAAUUAUUCUAAAGAUACCUCAAGCAGCUCACCUGAUUCCCUGCAGCCUGAGGAAGAUUUAACGGAGGGGAUGGAGGAAGAGGAGUGUGAGGAAGAUUUUGGUGAAUGGAGCUUAACUCUGCCUGCAUCUCCUCCUCUUCCAAUUGAACAAUCUGAUGAAGAUUUAGAAGGUAGCAAACAGGGAGGGGCAAAUGACAAAAGUAUAGAGAGAGCAUUGGAACGAGUGUCAGAUAGCGACAUUGAGGUUGAUGAAUGCAUAGCUAGUGUUGACGAUUCAGUCCUUCCCGUGCUUCCUGAGAGCGAGCCAGAAACAGCUUGCUCAUCAAUGUCAGAGAAGAAACACGAAGAUAGGGCAGCAGCAAGUUUGAAUAGUGCCGCUGUUUUGGGCAAAAUACUCGAAAAGCACUCGGAUGCCAUCAUUAGCCAGCAACUUGAGAAAGAAAGAAUGAAGUCUUCGACUACAGUACAAGAACCUGUUAGGCCAACCAAAACCACACUUAGGAUCUUGCAAACACCUGAAGGAAAACAGCAGAUGUUCCUUCAAUCUGCAGAGACUCCGUACGCUGUUCCGGUUCAGCUAAAAAGUGGAGCUGGGUUCAAGCUCAUUACUAAGUCAUGUUCUCCCCAAAUUAAUGUGUCUUAUGUGAAACCUGGCAUUGAAACGCAGAGCAAGACUACAGGACUAGCUCUCACUUUAAAUGGAGGCAGAAUUGGAAUGUCUGCGCAAAGUUCAAACAGGGAAACUAAAGGCCAAGCAAUGGUUCAAAUGGCACCAAGCGGCAGCGGAAAUCGCUACUUCUUCAACACCGCUGCUCUUAAAGGUUCUCUUAUCUUAUCAAGUUCCGUCAGGUCCUCAUCAGGAGAACAGGCAACCAAUAUGCCACAGACAUGUUAUUUAGUUCAGAGACCACAUCCUGUUACCCCAGUUAGCAAUGAGUCCACUGGUGCAAGUUCCAAGCCUGUGCUUGCAACCCGUCCUUUACUGGCCAUGCCUGUGAGUACAGCUGAUAAAACUAGUCCUUUGCAGACUGGGAGACAAGCUUACUUGGUUAGAUACAUUUCUCCAGCUAAGUCAGGUAUACUUUUGAAUAAUUCUGAUGGGAAAGCUACCAACCAGGGCAACAAAGUAAAUGAUGGUGGCAAAAACAGGGUUUUCCUUAAGAUUCUUAGAGGUCCUAAUGGCACCAGAUUUCUCUCUAGCACUCCAUACACCACCACCUCAGCCAAAAAGCCUGUAUACGUUGCCACAAGUUCGUUACAGUCACCUUGCUUCUUAAUGUCCUCAAAUAAAUCUUUGAGCAAUGUGUCGGCAGGCCUGAAAAUGUCUACCAUUUCCCUGGAUCCUGCUCAUAAACUGAUCCCGGCACAGCUUAUUCUACCCCAGUCAAACAUUCAAAUCAAAAGCAAGGGUGAUCAUGAUGUAGCAUUACAGAAGUCACCACUUGUUCCCUGUCCCACCCGUCCACAAAGUCAAAGGAAGAGGCGGCGAAGGGCUUUGUUUGAGGAAAUGCAAGAGAGCUCUUCUAAAACAAGGAGAAUCUCAAGCAAUACGUCAGCUGAGAAAGAUGCUACCUCAAUUUGGAAGCCUGUUGCAAAAGAUGUUGAGAGAACGCUGAGGCUCUGUCCCUUUAGUCCACUUCAAGAAAUCAAAUGUCCCCGUCAAAACCAGCCUGUGGUCGUGCUGAACCACCCUGAUGCAGACAUUCCUGAAGUUACUAGCAUCAUGAGGUCUGUGAACAAGUACAAAGGGGAAGUUUUCAAAGUGGCACUGUCCCAAAGUACAGUUAAAGCCCUCUCUGAGCUGAACCUUGCUGAUCCUUCAAGUACACUUUCAAAGCAGAAUGCUUCCAACAGCAGUGGCGGUGCAACAUCCAGGCCAGUUGGAGUCACUGUUCAAGAGAGAUUCAUAUUAAAACUCAAGUUAAAAAAAACAAGUAGAAAUAAGUAUGAGGUGGUGAGGUCUUCACCUGUUGGUUCAGAGCAGCAGUCAAUGUUUUGUUGCUGGUUUUGUGGACGAAUUUUCAACAACCAAGAGGAUUGGAUUUGCCAUGGUCAACGGCAUCUUAUGGAGGCAACAACAGACUGGAACAAGCUGUUCUAAUGCAACUACAGAGCCCCUGGAUAAGGCCAAAUGCCAUCUGUCAUUGUAGAAAACAGAUUUUUUACAUUUAUUUCCUUUUUUUUAAUAGUGUAGUACAGUAAGAUACACUUAACCUUUCGACAUUAUUUUUCCAUAGAUUUUUCUCCAGAAGCUUUUAAAGGGUAUAGUGUAAUAGAAAAGAGUUUGGUACCUGAAACCAGUUUUUAUGUAUAUAGUUUUAACCCUUGUAUAUUAAAAAAAAAAAGAAAAAAAAAAGACUUGAGUUGUAUAAAAUGGAACUGUGAAAACUGGACACGUUGUAUGUUUAUGGUGCCCGCAGGAAGAUCACUGGUAUGAAAAGAAGGUGCUGUCUCUUUUAGACCUCUUUUAAUGCAGACAAUUGAACAGAUUUCUCAGGUAAUUCCAUAAUCUUUGAAUGAACGGUCCAGUUUAUAAAGAGGUAAUUAUCUUCAGUUGGAAGCUGUGUUUGUAGAUCUAAACAAUGUGUACAAUUUAAGUACAGUUGGCUACAUGUCAUGCCUACAUUGUAAGAGUUCAUGGAACCUGAACACUCAUUUUAUUUUACAAUUAAUGUCCUUAAAUAUUUUGAAAAUGUUCAAAAUGAAUGGAGAAAAAAUUGUGUGGUUAUACCUGCAAGUUUAAAGUGUUAUUUUAGGCAUUGUGACAGACACAACAAAUUCACCUAAAAACAAACCAACUGGUUCCUGUGGAAGCCAUCCUUUUAAAACUAUUGUGUCCCUUGAGGUGGUUUGUCAUUUCUAUGCUGUAUUUUGAUUUUGAUGUAUCAGUUCUCAUUGUUCAUUUGGGUCACAUUUAUAUUUCUCUGGUGCCAUGCAUCUCCCUUCAUUACUUCAAAUCAGACCCAGUGUCAUUUCAGUAGCAAUAAUGGAUUUUAUAAAAACUUUUCUCUGUUAAGAUGUUGUUCUGAACCUACAUCUGUUGGUUAUUGCUUCAGUGCUUUUGUUUUUCUUCUGUUCCUUUCCUCUUUUGAAAUGAAGAAAUGCACCUGCAACUGUAUGAAUAGGCUUUACUGAAAAAAAGAUAAGACAGGAUGUAUUGAGAUGCAAGCCAACAAACCUCAAAUAGCCAACCAAACACUAAAUGUAUGUUCAUUUUCUGUUAUACUUGAGUGCCUCAUUCUGCCUCAAAGUUUAAACCAGAUGGUCUGUUUCUUUUCACUGUAAAGUCAAAAGAUUCUUGUGUGCUUGGCAGAGUUCAUAGAUUAAGUUGUGACCAUUUGUCCUUGUUAGAUUGUAUGGAUUUUUGUUUUCAAUAGAAUUGCAAACCAUUUAUAUAGUGGUUAUAAUUAGUCAUUUAUUAGGUGUUGAGACUUCCUCUAAACCAGGAUAUUCUCCAAGACACUGUUUUCUUAUUGGUAGCCCCAAUAUCAAGUAUUUUCUCUAUGAUUGUUUACAAUAAGAUGUGACAAUAAGAAUCCAUAUAAACAAUUGGUUAAAAAGCAUUAAAGCAGAGUCAAAGCAUUCAGCAUAUAUAAUUAAAAGCAGGCUUUACUGGAAAUUGGAUGCAACAAUUGUUUUUGAAAAGGUCAACUCCGUUAAUGCUGUGGAGAACCUAUAAAUUGUGCUCAAUGGUCCUUUUAAAUUGAUCUGUCAAUCUGCAAAUUUUUGAGGUUCUUUUUAUAGAAUUUGUUUCUUUUUAAACUAGAUAGACUACUCACAAGUUAUCUGGUCUGCUACACUGAAAUCUCACUGAGAGAUCUUUGUAAUUCAUAAAUUGGUCUUUGUCCAUGGUGCUUGACAGUAUAAGAAGCUUUGAUGGCAGAGAGGUAAUAAUCCAUCCUAUAUUUAAGUAGUGUUCCAUGUUUUUAUAGUUGUUAGGAUAAAUCUGUGAUUUUCCCAUGUUUAAUCAGUUAACCAUGCAUCUAACAAAUAGGUUACACAAGAAUGUUGUUGGUAUAGAACGUUUUGUCUUUUUUUUUUUUUUUUUUCCACAAUUCACUGUAUGUUUCUCACCCUCUUUGUGACAUGACAAUCACUGUUAUACAUGUGAAGUAGUGGAAGAUUUAUGCAAACCAUAACAGUUGACUAAUAUUCAGCUCAAAUGGCACAGCUCAAAUGUCAUGCCAUGAAUGAGCAAAUAUAUAGUCAUCACUCAGUCACCUGUCAACCAAAUAAUGUUUGUCCUGAGGCAAAAAAUAAAAAAGUCCUUCCUUCUGGUUGUAUUGUCCAUGUCACACAGGUUUCAUUGGGAUCUGAGAGACAAGUUUAUUUUUGUAUGCUAAGUGCCUAAAAUGUGAUGCACCAGGUUGACACUAUAUUGUACUGUAUUUACCUCCUUGCAGUUCCUUCAUUAAUAAAUGUAAAUACAUUUGAAGAA
Myxocyprinus asiaticus (Chinese sucker) is the source of this 7213-nucleotide messenger RNA. RefSeq names its product zinc finger protein 518A. Bases 269 to 4876 code for a protein of 1535 amino acids. Gene Ontology annotation, biological process: regulation of transcription by RNA polymerase II. NCBI's taxonomy places the organism in Eukaryota, Metazoa, Chordata, Actinopteri, Cypriniformes, Catostomidae. Gene Ontology annotation, molecular function: DNA-binding transcription factor activity, RNA polymerase II-specific; RNA polymerase II transcription regulatory region sequence-specific DNA binding. The record is from RefSeq and is a predicted model, not a curated record. Gene Ontology annotation, cellular component: nucleus. The transcript is spliced from 2 exons.